Molecule: messenger RNA, 528 nt
Organism: Metarhizium brunneum ARSEF 3297
Lineage: Eukaryota; Fungi; Ascomycota; Sordariomycetes; Hypocreales; Clavicipitaceae
Source: RefSeq, a predicted model, not a curated record
AUGAAGUUCUUCUACAUGGCCACUGUUCUUGCCUCCGCCGCCCUGGCCGUCCCUCAGGGUGUGCAGCGCACGCGUGAAGAGCACGUCAGGCACCAGGGAGAUGAUAUCAAGAAGGCCCUCAGGAGACAGGACACGGCCCAGUGUAAUGCUAUGCCACAGGAGUGCAUGUCCAGCAUCAACAACGUUUUCAAUGGGUUUAUGGAGGCCAUGGCUUCCGGGAAUCUCAUUGCGGCGUCGGGCGUUGCAGCAGGUUUCCAAGCCGAGGUGAAUAGCAACGGCUGCAUGCCGAAGCUUUCUGCGUGUGCCAGCAACAUGCCCAACAUUCAGCCGAGCAGUCCCCCCAGUGCCGCGCCGAGUGUCGUGCCGAGUGCUGUUCCCAGUGCUGUGCCGAGCGCUGUGCCGAGUGCUGUGCCGAGUGCUGUUCCCAGUGCUGUACCGAGCGCUGUACCGAGCGCUGUACCGAGUGCUGCGCCCAGUGUCGUGCCCAGCGUGGCUCCUGGUGGUGUUGGUCGUGGUGUUUCAUGGUAA